Molecule: messenger RNA, 3156 nt
Organism: Lutzomyia longipalpis
Lineage: Eukaryota; Metazoa; Arthropoda; Insecta; Diptera; Psychodidae
Exons: 7
Coding region: 639-2564 (641 amino acids)
Cellular component (GO): extracellular region
Molecular function (GO): chitin binding
Source: RefSeq, a predicted model, not a curated record
AGUAAGAGAAAGACGGUUAACGUGUAUGGUACGAAAAAUUUUAUUCAUUCGUUUUUUUUUUAAUUCUUGAGUUUUAAGUGGAAGUGAAGAGAGUGAGAAGGAAUAAUAAUAAUAAUAAAGAAAAACGAACCUCGGAUUGCAAAUUUCUGUCUUAAAAGAGUUUUCACCUGAUUUUCCAGCGCCGUUGGAAUUUUCAACAAGUUGUGCGCGUUUUUCAUGUAAAAAAGAAGAAGAAAAAAAAACUCUGUGUCUCUGUGUUUUGUGUUUUCUCGCGUGUUUUUCGCAUAAUUUCAAAAAAGGGAAAAUCUCUGAUAUAUCACGUUCAAUCGUGGUAAAUGGAUGCAGAAUGAUGGGAAUUAAGUGAAUUUUCCUGCCUAAAAUAGUGAAGAAGUGGAAAGAGAGAGAUCAUAGCAGAGAUGACAACGAUAUUUGGCAUGAGGGCACUCAAUGCAGACUCUCAUUAGUGGCAAAAAAAUUACUUUUAAUUUUAUAUUUUUUUGGCUCAAAUAGCGCACAUUGAGGUGUGAAGUAUUUUCCUUCUCCUCCCCCUCACUCUUCAGCACCAUUAAACCCCAUCUUCCGCGUGUUAUUUGCUCUCAUUAAGGGGGAGAGAUAGCAACAAUUUGGCUUCACUAUUCAUGUCGAAGAAAAAGAUGCGACGGCGGUCUAGAAUGAAGACUUUGAAGAUUCUCCAUCCAAUUACUCAAGGUCAGAUCGUCGCAUUCAUACUCCUCUAUCUUUGUUCGUGCUUUUUGGCUGAACCCGGUUACCUGGACUUUGACAAUCUUCCCGAAACAAAUUUCACAUGUGCUGGAAAAGUAAUUGGCGGCUACUAUGCGGAUUUGGAGACAUCGUGCCAGAUGUUCCAUGUGUGCACAAUUGGGCAGCUGGAUGAGCCGAUGGACAUCAAAUUCCUCUGUCUCAAUGGCACAGUCUUUGAUCAGGAGACACGCGUCUGUGAGCGCGUAGAUGAGGUGGAUUGUUCCAAAUCUGAACGCUUCUACUACCUCAAUCUCGAGCUGUAUGGCAAUACGAUGGUACCAGUGCCAGAGGAGAGUGCUGAUGCUGCUGUUACAACGAGUUCCUCGAGCACAACAACGAGCACAACGUCAACAACCACAUCUGCACCACCAGUCACAACAACUACAACAACCACAACACAGAGUCCCGUCACGAGUACCACACGUCGUCCACUGAGCACGUCUAAGCCAUCGCAUGCACCCUACAAGCCCGCAUAUACCUACAACAACACUAAGGGACCUGCGCCGUCGGGAUUCUCAACAACUCCUGGGGCACAGGUGCACUACCUGUCCAGCACAGCGGCACCCACAUUGCCAGCUGCAACGGCAGAUGAGGGAGAAGAGGCUGAGGAUGACUACGAAUAUGACGAUGACUACUUUGUCACGGAUCGUGGGCCUACGGGUUUUGAUCCAGGCCCAACAAAUCCUCCAAGUGGCCCGAGUCAGGUGAAUGCCUUCUCACCGCAGCACUUCAUCUUUCAGCAGAAAGAAGAGAAGGCAAAAGGUGGGGGCCAGGGUAAGCCGGCGAUCUCAUUUCAGCAGCAACAAUUUGAGAAUGGUGGCUCCUUACAUAAUUCCCACAUAACCGUGACAACGCACACGGCAACGCCGGAAAAGUCACAUAAGCAACCCGUUGCGCAGCAGCAAUUUCAGCAGAAGGGUGCAACGGCAUAUGGGAAGAAUCGUGCUGUCACGUAUACACCGCCACCAAGUAUAACAACAUCAAGGCCGCAGUACAAUCUGUAUGGAUUGAAUACGGCACCGUCUUCCGCACAGCUACCAAAGAGAAUACCUCUGUUGCCAACUGCGCAGCACUCCCAGAAUAAUCCGCCUACGGGUCAUGCUGGCUACCAGCAGCAUCCUGCCACACCCUUCCGGCUACGUGCCCAGGGAUUUCAGCUGCCGGUGGCACAGCCGCGCCCCUUUGAGGGCUACCGUCGUCACAUGCCCCAGAUCCCUCUGCACUUACCACCCUUUGAGCAGAGACGCGACCACAAAGAGAUUCUGGGCUUCGAGGAUGCCGCUGAUGCGCUAAUAGCACCCGCUGAGCGGAAAGAGCUAAAGCGCUCAGAUCCACGCGGUGGCAGCAGCAGUAGCAGCCAAAAUGCCACUGUUUCCGUGACGACGUCGUCCACAUCGAAGCAGCGCAAGGUGCCACCCACGGCAUCGGUGCGGCAGAAGGGACCUUCGGGGCCAGAGACGGCAUCUAGUAGUAGUAUUAGUAGUAAUUUAAAGAAAACCCAUAGUCAAGCGUACGACAGGGUCCUGCUGACGCCGCAGGAUCGCUACAUUUCGAGUCUGCCGAAAGUUGUGAUCUCUGCCAGUGCUUCCGUAAGCGAUGGCAGUGGUAAGAAGCUCAAUUACUCAAUUGGGAGCAAUGUGAAAAUACCGCCACCCUCAUAUGAUGAUUACCGCGAGGGGGACGUCAUACUUGAUCCCUUCUUCCUCGAUGUGCCCAAAAUUAAGCCUAGAAUUAAGCGCUUUGCUGGCUUUGCUAAACGAAGGAAACGAACACAACAAACAGAACAACUGAAUUCCACAUAAAAAAUUAAAUUUUGUUUUUUAAAUUGUUGAAUCUGUCAAAAAUCUUUAAUUUUUCUUUGAAUUUUAGGGUUUUUUUUUAAAGAUUUUUACAGUUUGGCUUUUUUUAUUUUCUUCUUGAGUUUCUAGAGAAGAAAAUACUUUUUUAGAAGUUUAAAAGUCUUUUGGGGGAUUUCCGGACAAGGAAAAUACCGGAAAAAUAGUUUUUUCUCUUAAUCCGUUCUUUGGUAGUUAUUGCCAAAUAAAGAAAAUACGUUAUUUAGCAGAAAAAAAAUUAACAGAAAAAGAUAUUAAGCAUUUUAAGGGUUAAACUGCAAUGCAACAAAGGGUUAAAACACAAGAAAAAAUGCAAAAAGACAAACUGUCAAAUUAAAUUAGAAAACUCUCAAAUCAAAGAAAUAUAAAAGAUUUUUAACAGAAUCAAUUCCAAAAUUUCUAAUUUAAUCUCCCCUCCUUGCAACAUUGUACCCCCUCCCCAUGUCCCCAGAUGAAUGAAUUGUUGAAGGAAAAUGAGGAAAAUGUAGAAAAAUGUGUGUGGAAGAAAGAGAAAUUAUUAAAAAAGAAGAGAUUCCGUGUAAAUAAAAUGAAAAGAAAA